CCACAUUUGCAUAACCCAUUGAGUCGCCAACGCGUGCGCAGCUUGGAGCGAUAUACUGAAUAAACACUGAAAGGAUGCAGAGUUACGUCUGGCUAAUUGGCGCCUUGACCGCGCUGGCCGCCACCGCCCAGGGCGCCACCACCCAAACGCAGCCGACAACGCCAUCGGCCACACAGCUGGCCCUGGACAUGUACCAUGGCUGCCUCAAGGAUCUGAGCAUCUCGUGUGUGCGCCCCAAGGCGCUGCAGUGGUUCAACGCGGCGCUGCAACAGAAUGAGGUGCGCCUAACUGACCGCCUGUCGGUGGUGCGCACCGCACAGCAGCAGCCGGAGGCCAGCAGCACCACUGGUCGUGCGCUGAACGCCGAGCAGCAUCAGCAACAGCUGUUCGACCGCAUCGACAGCUAUUUGGCCAGCCACGCCCUCAGAAUUCAGGCGCCCGAAUACUUCCGCAGCUCCGAGGCACGCGCCCUGGUGCCCGACUAUCUGCUGCAGAAUCCCCUGACCCAAGGCGGUCUGAUACCACUCGGCGCCGCCAAUGAGGGACGUGGCAUGAUACGCAAGGCGGUGCUGCCCUUCCUGCUGGGCCUCAAGCUGAAGACGACGGUGCUGAUGCCGCUGGUUCUGGGCCUGAUCGCGCUGAAGACCUGGAAGGCCAUGACUCUGGGUCUGCUCUCGCUGGUGCUGUCCGGUGCUCUGGUUAUCUUCAAGAUCGCCAAGCCCAAGAUCGUUAACUACGAGGUGGUGCACUAUCCCCAUCAGGUGGAGCAUGUGGUGCCGCACCACAUCGAGCACAUUGUGCCCCAUCACAUCGAGCACAUCGUGCCACAUCACAUCGAUCACCAUCUGGACCACCACUUGGAUCAUCAUGUGGAUCUGCCCGUGGAGCACAUUGAGCACUUGGAGCAUCCCUCGCCUGCCUGGGACCCACAUGCCUGGGCUCGCUCCUCCCAGGAGCCCCAGGACGCCCAAGACAUGGCCUACGCAGCACAGAAGAGACGUUGAAAUCGACAAUCGAAGACACGAUGCGAGGACUUUUACAAUUGGCUCUAUUUUAAGUAGUGCAACGUAUUGUUUUUAUUUAUUUAUUUAUUUAUUUAUUUACUAUUUAUGAAAUGUACAAAACAAAAAAGAAAAGAAAAAAAUCUGAAAGUAAGAUAAAAUCCAUAAAAGGAAAAAGGCAAAUCCCGAACAUGUUUUGCAGACAGCUGAGAGGGGCGGGCAUAAAACUGCAAUAAAAACUAUGCAAAAGUCAUUUGGCUAAUUGAAGGUAUUGGACGCAAAAGUUUGUGGGGCCAACGUGAACUGUAAUUAGCAAAUGUAACAG
Molecule: messenger RNA, 1326 nt
Organism: Drosophila mojavensis
Lineage: Eukaryota; Metazoa; Arthropoda; Insecta; Diptera; Drosophilidae
Gene: Osi18
Exons: 2
Coding region: 75-1004 (309 amino acids)
Source: RefSeq, a predicted model, not a curated record